AACGACAACAGUCGCGGCACAGAGGCGGGUUUCACUCGACCGCAACAUUUUAAUGCUUUAUUAUUCUAUCCCGACCUCUUAAUAUUGCCCAACCAUGGGUCAAUCCCUCGGAACUUUAUUCCCAUUACGGCUACGGCUUUGGUUCGGCAACCUGCUCUUUCGUCCCCUCGGCCCGUCGACGACAAGAGUGAGCUGGCACCGCAUCGUCAAGGGACCAUGCUACCCGCCAGAGGUGGAGGCUAUGCAAUACGUUGCCUCGCAUACAAAGAUUCCAGUACCCAAGGUAUAUGCUGUGCAUACCGAGGAUAAUGGCUCUAUCUACAUCGAGAUGGCGUAUGUCCAGGGCCGCACCUUGGAGGGUGUCUGGAAAGGUCUGUCGACAGACCAGAAGGAUAUCAUUUUUGCCGACAUCCAACAGCAUAUAUCUUCUCUCCGAGAGCUUCAACCCCCAGAGCAAGACACAGUGUGCUCGGCCCUUCAAAAUCCCGCCUAUGACUGCCGCAUCGGCGCUCGCUUCUUUGGCCCUAUGAACCAUGGCGAGUUCCACUCGUUAGCACGAGGGCACUUGCACAAGGACGAUGUCGCACCUUUUCUCGGCCAGGAAGUUGACAAAACGCACACGUCUUCCUACCGGACUUGCUUUGCCCAUGCGGACCUUGCCCCGAGAAACAUCAUCAUCCGGGACGGGCGCGUCGCCGCCAUCAUUGACUGGGGGUUUUCGGGGUGGUAUCCGGAAUACUGGGAGUUCACCAAGGCGCACUAUAACUACGUCUCGAAAGAAUGGGAAGAGUAUCUUCGUCUUGCUCUCCCCAACUACGAGUUGGAGCUCACGGCAGAGCGAACCCUCUGGAGGAUGCUGCCAGAGCCGGGCACGCGGUCUACCAUGCACCGCGGUGGAGUCACCGUCAAACACAAGGGCUCAGACCCUGCGGAGGCCUGGUUAGAGGCAAGAGCAGGCCGCCAGCUAACGGACUUGUGGUCUGUCGUCCUGUCUCAAAAGUCGAGAUGGGAGUAGGUGGAUAUGAUUGAAGAAUUCUUGCUUGCCCUGCCAUAGUCUGCUCGGUUUUGACACCAUCCAUUCUGUGCCUGAGAAUAGUGUAAUGGAAGGACUAACGUCGUCGUCCGGUCAACGACGAUAGGGGGACGUCUCUGUAACCUUCACCGGGUCCUCGCGCGUCCCGGCUGGCCCGGCGUUGGUGCCUGAUUGUUGACCGCGAUACCUAGAUUCGCAUCGCACGACAGAUUCCGCGCCUCUUGGGGUCCGGCGGUUGCUCAGCCGGUUGGCUGUAAAUUACGACUCAGGCGGCCGAGGCGGCAUUGUGUUGGGGCCGAGUGCUACCCCGCCCCCAACGCAUCUUGCAUACGAAUAUAUCGCCUUCCAACAUAAAGAGCUUGUUAUCGCCGGAC
This is a messenger RNA of Chaetomium fimeti, 1407 nucleotides long. Its product is annotated as kinase-like domain-containing protein. The transcript has a single exon. The record is from RefSeq and is a predicted model, not a curated record. Lineage: Eukaryota; Fungi; Ascomycota; Sordariomycetes; Sordariales; Chaetomiaceae. Bases 95 to 1015 code for a protein of 306 amino acids.